AUGGCGCCAAGUCUAGACCCUGCCAUUCUGAAGGCGCUCGGCCUAGAUGCCGAGACUACCAAGAUGAGUGCUCAUGGCGGUUCGGGGUUUGCGUCGACAUUUAAGCUCUGGGGAACCGUCGACGGGGAAGAGAAGACCUUUUUUGUCAAAACAGGAUCGGGAAAGGAUGCAGAAACAAUGUUCAAAGGAGAGCAUGCGUCCCUGAACGCUAUUCAUUCAGCCGUGCCUAAUUUUUGCCCGGCUUCGCAUGCCCACGGGGCAAUGUCCUUAGAGGGGCGAUUCUUCAUGGCGACAGAUUUUCUGGACCUCGGUGGCCGCGGUGCAUCAGGGACUGGAAAAUCAUUGGCAGCCAAGCUUGCCCAGCUUCACACAACGUCGGCGCCGGUACCGGAGGGUUUCGAUAAGCCCAUGUUUGGCUUCCCUGUGCCGACCUGCUGCGGCUCUACAGUACAGGACAACAGCUGGAAGGAGAGCUGGGCCGAUUUCUACGCCGACAAUAGGCUCCGGCACAUCCUCGCCGCCGGGAUCAGGAACAACGGGAAGGAUGCGGAGCUGGAGCGGACCGUUGAGACCGUCGCGAUCAGAGUGGUACCGCGGCUGCUGGGAGACGGACACCUCAAGGGGGUAAAGCCCGUGGUUGUGCACGGGGACCUGUGGAGUGGCAACCACGGCACUGGCAAGUUUGCUGGCGGGGACGGUGGCGUGGAGGAGGUGGUGUACGACCCGAGCUGCGUUUAUGGGCACUCUGAGUACGAGCUAGGGAUCAUGAACAUGUUUGGCGGCUUUGGUUCAAGAUUUUGGGAGGAGUACGGGAAGCUCGUGCCAAAGUCCGAACCCGUGGAGGAGUUUGAGGACAGGGUGGCGUUGUAUGAGCUGUAUCACCACCUGAAUCAUUUUGCACUCUUUGGGGGAGGGUAUCGAGGCGGUGCUAUGUCCAUCAUGAAGAAGCUCAGUUCGAAAUAUUCUUGA
This is a messenger RNA of Pyricularia grisea, 969 nucleotides long. RefSeq lists its product as uncharacterized. Lineage: Eukaryota; Fungi; Ascomycota; Sordariomycetes; Magnaporthales; Pyriculariaceae. The record is from RefSeq and is a predicted model, not a curated record. The transcript is spliced from 3 exons. Bases 1 to 969 code for a protein of 322 amino acids.